AAAGUCAGUUCCAAAAAUGAAAGCAACAACUUUGACAAGACUUUAGAUAUAGAUAGUCGUAAAUGAUUUUAAUAAAGAUUCAGUUUUGCACGAGACGUGAAUACGAAGUAGUAGCGACACGAUAAUGAACUAACUCUACUUCAGUUCUGUCCUGGCCCAACAUUUAGGAAACACGGCUGAACUUACUUUGCCCCGGGGGUAACUAAACUCACAGUUAGGGUUUGUUGGAGUAUAUGCAGUAAUUCACCGGUGAAUAGGACAGGCUGAAUAGCUCAAUACAAUCGCAGCUUGUGAAGUAAACAUUGCCGCAUUGUUAACCCGUGUUUUGUGCUCGCCUUGGAUGAACGUGUUUCUUUGGAUCCAGCGGGUUAAAUUUAGUAAAAGCGGGAGUGAAUUUCAAGUCUUGACUAAAACUUACCAGAAACGGUGGGUCCGACCGGAUUCCCCGACCUCGGAGCUUGUUCUCAGGCCGGACGCCGUGUUUUCCUCCGGGUGUGAAAGCUACGGCUGCUGCCUGUCUUCUCUCAGCUUCGCGGUGGAGGCUACUUUCCGCCGACAGAACCGCUUAAAUCCCGAGGGCUGUGGCGUCUGAAAACAUGGCUCUUCGUGUCGUUUGUCGUUAAAGUUUCAAUCUCCGGGAGGCAAAUAAAGCGCCAGAGAGGUUUUUUCGAGCACAGACCAUUGUAGAGUGAGAGACGGAGCGGAUUACAGGCUGAUCUGAGCGUCCUCCGCCACACACCGCCGUGUCAUCAAAUACCGCUCCGGGAAACUGCGCCAACUACAGGCAGCGCGCCGCAACUACAGGAACGUGAGAACCGUGGCUUUGGAGCGCCAUCUGAUGGAGAAACUGCGGUAGCGCUCUAUCCAGUGCUUGAUUAUGUUGAUGCUGGAGAAAAAAACAGACCUGUACACUGGUCCCCUCCCUCUUCUUGAUGACCCUUAGAAUCUUGUCCUGCCUUCACGCCCUCCUCUACCUCAUUCUCCCCUCUGACUGUCUAAACCUAAACAUGUCUUGGACCUAUGCAUCUCUGCUGGCUCUGCUUACUCUCAUCUGUGCUCUGUCCUUGUCCCCAGAGGCUGAUUCUGCAGCUGUGCCCACUGAGAAGGACGCACAAGAUGCAAAAGGCCCUCUCAAAAAGAUCUUCUUGAAGGAGGCUGAUGCUUCAAACUUCUUCAGACGCCGCAGCAGGAGAGCGUCCAAGUCCCAGGAUGAGCUUAAUGCUGAACAGAGGCAGGUCUUAGCUGCAGAUGAGAGGAGGAGGGAGUUUCAUGAGGAGAAAAGAAAUGAGUACGAGAACCACGCUGAGGAGCAAAGUGAUGAACAAGACGAGCGCACCAGGGAGAGCACGGAGCAGUGGAGGGAAUUUCAUUAUGAUGGCAGAUACCCUCCUCAAGAGUACAACCGCCAGUCCAUCUGAGAUACAAACACACGGGACAAGCAAUAGGGAAGUGGAAACCAUAGUGGCUAUUGUAGGAAGUGAGAAUGUAACUGUAUUUCAACAUAUUUUACUUUCUUUUAAAAGUACUGAAAAAUAAGUCAGAUAUAUUUACUAGUACAGAACUAACUUGUGGUUUACUGAUUAUGAAUGAAUGUUUUAACCCCUGUCAUGCCAGUUAUUACAUAUUAUUUGUUGACCUGUUUUACUAUAUUCACUUUU
Molecule: messenger RNA, 1658 nt
Organism: Boleophthalmus pectinirostris (great blue-spotted mudskipper)
Lineage: Eukaryota; Metazoa; Chordata; Actinopteri; Gobiiformes; Gobiidae
Gene: ucmab
Product: upper zone of growth plate and cartilage matrix associated b
Exons: 6
Coding region: 933-1418 (161 amino acids)
Biological process (GO): embryonic skeletal system development; regulation of osteoblast differentiation
Cellular component (GO): extracellular matrix
Source: RefSeq, a predicted model, not a curated record